Messenger RNA from Mercurialis annua (annual mercury), 702 nucleotides. RefSeq lists its product as uncharacterized. Gene Ontology annotation, molecular function: nucleic acid binding. Gene Ontology annotation, biological process: DNA integration. The record is from RefSeq and is a predicted model, not a curated record. The transcript has 3 exons. Lineage: Eukaryota; Viridiplantae; Streptophyta; Magnoliopsida; Malpighiales; Euphorbiaceae. The coding region runs from base 1 to 702 and encodes 233 amino acids.
AUGGGACCAUUCCCUGUGUCAUGUGGGAACUUGUAUAUCUUGGUGUGUGUCGACUAUGUGUCGAAAUGGGUGGAAGCAGCUGCUUUGCCCACUAAUGAUGGAAAAGUGGUCCCAAUGUUCCUGAAGAAGUUGAUCAAUAGAUUUGGGGUGCCACGGGCGAUCAUCAGUGAUGGAGGGUCACAUAUUUGCAAUCGGCAGUUUUCUGCCCUGAUGAGGAAAUACCAUGUUUAUCACAGAGUGGCAACUCCAUAUCACCCUCAGACUACAUUUAAAACGCAAACUGGUAUGCCACCUUACAGACUGGUUUAUGGGAAAGCUUGUCACUUACCUUUGGAGUUAGAGCAUCGCGCAUACUGGGCCAUCAAAGAGUUAAAUUUUGACCCUCGACUCUCGAAGCAGAAGCGCCUUUUGCAACUGAAUGAACUUGAUAGUUUCGCUUGUCGGCAUAUGAGAAUGCCAAGUUGUACAAGGAAAAGAUCAAGAAAUGGCACGAUGCUCAUAUCGUGCAUAAGCAGUUUACAGAAGCUGAAGUCAAGAUGGAGCGGUCUUUUCAAAGUGCGACAUGUAGUUGAAUAUGGCGCAAUCGAGCUCGAAAAUGCAAGUGGGGAGACUUUCAAAGUCAAUGGACAUCGGUGCAAGCCGUAUUUAGGUCCUUUGACAAAAGAAGGAAGAGAGUGCUAUACUCUCGAUGCUCCAAAUUGA